Neurospora crassa OR74A is the source of this 4387-nucleotide messenger RNA. RefSeq names its product chitin synthase activator. The record is from RefSeq and is a predicted model, not a curated record. Gene Ontology annotation, molecular function: protein binding. The transcript is spliced from 3 exons. NCBI's taxonomy places the organism in Eukaryota, Fungi, Ascomycota, Sordariomycetes, Sordariales, Sordariaceae. Bases 969 to 3266 code for a protein of 765 amino acids.
GGCACUGCCUGCGUCUGGGCUAAACCGAAAAGACCAGAGAAAAUCAAAGGCAUCCACCACCGCGAUACGUUGGUAGCUUGGACCUCUGGUCUCUCUGGGUGUUGAUUUCGUUGGCUGGCGUUUCGACUUUGGCUUAUUAUGGUACAGUACCGAUACAUGUCCAUACUAGUAGUUUCUUUUCUUUGACCGCCCAGGCUUGAUCUCUGGUUACAUAGGCACAAUCAUUAUUCCCUUGGGCCUUUCCAACUGAACCACUUGCAACUCAACGGACAAGACAUCAACGCUCGCUGAAGUGACCUUUUUUCUUUUUUAUUUUGUCACCGCCGCCCUGAGGUUCUUCUCGACCCUGUCGCUCGCUCCAACCUUCAUUUUGUGUGCUGCAGCCCACGACGCGUAUCACCCAGGGAAACCUGUUCGUAUUAUUGCCCAAAAGAUCGCCGAAUCGCCUCUCCACCAUCCACGAGUCCCCGUCCACCCACGCCAUCACCAAAUACUUAGUACGAUCAUCCUCACGCGGUCACGGCCCCCUGUCGACUGUCUGCGCGUGCUCAGCUCCCUGGGCUCCUGGGUCUGCCCAUCCAUUGCGAAUUAGCACUUCUCCGGCCGUCCCCACUUGACUGUCUGUAACGGGGUCCUGUCCGUUCAACACCCACCGGCGCCCUCCCAGUCCUUGCGACUUCGAUCCGCUACGGCGCCUUUUUGGUUUUGGAGAGGGGAAGUCAACUACUACAACAGCGCAUAAACUCCAUCCCUACAUAUCACAGCUUAAGCCUGACGGCUGUAAGAUUCAAGUACGGCAUAUGCUUGCGACUGCAGCAAGUGGAAGGUGACAGCAGAUUCAACAAGGACGGAAGCAUAGAGAGCAAAGUCUGACGGGCUGCAGCUGUCUGCAGGCAUUGCAACUACAUACGUACGAUUUGACAGUUGACUGCUGUACCAGACGACCCUGAUAACCCCCGCCGCCUGUCAUGGCGGCUGUCACUGUUUCGCCGGCUGCGUCGCCGACCUCGACAACCACCAGCCCGCGUAGGAAACCUGUUCCUACGACAGGGUUGCCCGCCAUUGCCUCCAUCGAGCGCUUCGAAUGGAAUGACAAUGCGCCUCCUCUUCCCGGCGUCUCUCUGGCCGAAUCGCCUCGGAUCCGUGAGUCGCCUGUUACGCCCGUGAAGGUUAACUUCCAAUCCGACGGCUGGGCUCAACCGUCCAACGCCAAUAUCGAAACAGACCGGUCGUACGACGGCUUACAGCCGAUCUCAGGCGUCCUCGAUCAUGCCCUCCCCGCGACCCCAGAUGCUCCGACUCCUCCGCCCCAUGCCCUAUUAAACGAAGAGCCGAGGCAAGAGAUGUAUAGCCAUUCGGAGGCUCGGAGCGCACAGUCAGCAUGGAAGGAGUCUGUGAAACCAUUGCCGGGGCUAGAAGUGCCCAGUGUGGCCAGGUUGAAGCUAGAAGCCUCUGGCCAAGACGAUCUCUCAUCCGAUUCUUCGCGAGCGAGCCAUGGAAGAGUUGCCAAUCGUCGAAGUCGAGAGUCCGAUACCACCGUUAGUACGUCUAAGCAACCUAACUCAAACGAUUCAUCAACGGCAACCAGCGCAAGUUCGGUGUCUGGCGUCAUUGAAGCUUCCGACUGUCCAGACAACUCUGGCCAUAUCUCUCUUGAGAGCUCCAUCCUCGAGGAUGGCUCUGCUCGGGCGGAACAGGUGCCCCAGCUCGCCUACCAUCAUUCUGCUUUCCUGCCGCGGCCGGCUAGCAUAGCUGUAGACCAGGACCUAAGAGCUCGGUCAAACUCUAGCCUUGUUGAUACCGGUGGUGCCAUCAACCGUCACUUGACGCCCAACUCUUUCAACAGACGAAGUUCAGUGCCACGUCCGCAGUCUGCGUAUUCGGUGUACUCGGACUUUGGGUCUCGGGGGCACUCCCCUGGUCUACAAAAUCGAACGCCAUCCGCAAAUUCUCGAAAUUCACCUGAUAAUCGACCACAGUCUUUUGCCGAGCUUUUGAACGUUCCAUAUCCCCAACCGGCACCUGCGCCCCUCACACUCGAUAACUCCCAGUUACGUAGUGUAGUUGGCACUAAUGCUUCUCUCCUCAGCGCCCAGAAAACGUUGGAGAUGUACAGGCAGAAUGUCAAGAAAACCACGGACUUCUCUACUCAGUAUUCCUUUGCCGUUUUUCUGAUCAACACAGCAAAGGAGCAGGGCCUGAACUUUGACGAACUCAGGAAUUCUAAAAAUCUUAAACCUGGGCGAUCUUCAGAAACUCUAUCCGCAGAAGCCAACCAAUCUUCGCCAUACGAACUAGUGCGGGAAGCGCGGGCCAUCCUACAGAAAUUGUCCAACAACGGCUUCCCUUUUGCACAGUAUUAUCUCGCUGACGGCUAUGCCUCCGGUUUGUUCAACAAGGGAAAGGAGGACUACAACUCGGCGUUCCCUCUGUUCGUGUUAGCUGCCAAGCAUGGCCACGCAGAGUCCGCUUAUCGCACUGCUUUAUGCUACGAGUUUGGCUGGGGCUGUCGCAAAGACCCUGCCAAGGCCGUGCAGUUCUUGCGAACAGCAGCCUCCAAGCGGCACCCUGGCGCCAUGACAAGGCUGGGAAAGGCCUGUCUGUCGGGUGAUUUGGGCGAGAAGAGAUACAGGGAGGGUGUCAAGUGGCUGAAGCUCGCCACCGAGUCCGCUGAUGCGAUUUAUAAUGCCGCUCCAUAUCAGCUUGGAUGCCUGUACGAGACAGGCUAUGGUGACGACAUCUUCAAGGACGAGAGUUAUGCGGCUGAGCUGUUCACCCAAGCCGCCGAUCUGGGCCAUCCCGAAGCCAAUUAUAGGAUGGGCGAUGCCUACGAGCACGGGAAGCUCAACUGCCCAAGAGACCCUGCUCUUAGCGUCCACUUCUACACGGGCGCUGCGGAGCGUGGCCAUCCUGCUGCCAUGAUGGGUCUCUGCGCUUGGUACCUGGUUGGAGCAGAUCCCAUCCUAGAAAAGGACGAAGAGGAGGCAUAUGAAUGGGCCAAGAGGUCCGCAGAGCUUGGGUAUGUAAAAGCACAAUAUGCUGUUGGCUACUUCACGGAAAUGGGCAUAGGAUGCCGAAGGGAUAUUUUGGAAGCCAACCUCUGGUACGUCAAGGCGGCCGAGGCAGGCGAUGAGCGCGCCAAGCAGCGGUUGGCAGUCAUCCGCGCGGCCGUCAGCGGAGGAACGCCUAUGGAGGUCGCUCCGGCUCGAAAUGCUAAGAUCAAGAAGAGUGCGGAAAAGGAUGAUAAGGAGUGUAUCGUCAUGUAAGAGACGAGACCUUUCAUAUCAUCAGCAGACCAACAAACACCAGACAGAAUCCGACACCUUGCUCACGCUGUUUCGGCGAAGCCGACACGAGCCAGCCUGCCAGGUCGUGAUCGAGUGGGUUUGUUUUUUCUUUUUGGAUACCCUUAGUCGUCGUCGCUUUUUCGACCUUGCAUACCCGCACGUGGACCUUACCACUCAUAUAAAGAGUUGUUUUGCUCCUGCUUCAGGGGUUGUCUGAUAGACAAUGUCUCUACUGGCUAUCAUCUCGAUCAAUGAGUUCAGCUACGUGUCUGGCAUCCGACUGCGCCAUCGAGUUCAAAAUCCCUGAUAUCAUUGCUUUCUCCCUCAUUUUGCGACGGUGAUAGGCAGCUCAUAGUGUUUCGGAUAUGCAACCCUGAUGAAGGAGUUGUUGUGAGUUGUUGAGGAACUUGGUUGUUUCUUCCUUUUCUCUAUCUCUGAAGGGUUGACUCUGGCACUCUGGCCGUCACUGCCGAAGAUCGGCUUUUACAAAACCUGUUCAGUCUUAACAGCCCGGGCUCUGAAACUCGGUGUUAUACAUUCGUUUUUGAUGCAUUUGCAUGGCCGUUGUUCAAGGAAAGAGAAGCCAAGAUCGGAGAUACGACACCUUCUCUCAACUUUGUCAUCCACGGAAAUUCAAACCUUGGCGUUUUCACCAUGGUAUGGUGUGUGUACACUUCAUUUUCUGUUGCACUCGGCUGCGGGGUUGUUUGGAUUUUGUUCAUCCGUUUCGCACUCUCGGCGGGAAUGGAGAUGGUUCUUGUCUGUCGGUCAGUCAUUCAGACACAGACCAUAGGAACUAUUCAGAGAAAAAAGAAAAGUGACAGAGGGAAAGAAGGUGGUGAAAAGUGUCGGUUGGGCCAAGAAAUAGGAAAAGGGAUUGUGAGUCAAAACGUAUAGUACGUCGUCUCUUUGUACAUACUGGGACGAGGAUACAUGGAGGGAGGGAGGAGACAGGUGAAAAGCAAGAUGGGAUUGAGCAGAAGUAGUCCAGCUUGGGAGUUGGGGAGUAUGGGAGCAUGGGGAGCAAAGAACGAAUGAGAAGUAGAAUAAUAAUAUUUCCUGGCUAGUAUCAAUUUAAACUGUUCAUGGUCAGAUCAGGU